UUCCAGUCCUAAAACAAGUUCCUCUCCCUGCACAGGCAAGGGCAACUGUGGGUGAAACAGGUGUCACUUUCCUCCCUGCAUCUCUGCUGCUAGGACAGGACAUCAGCAGCAUUCUUGGCACUACAAAAAGAGCUGAAAAUCCCUCUUCGAGUUCUGAUUUCCCUGCAGCUCUCUCUACAGGUGCAUGGUGUGUUAACGGGCCCAGCAUCUGGCACAGACGGCGAUCCUCAGCUCCCAUCAGGUUAUUUAACGUAUAUGCUUUUUUCUUCCCUCUGCCCAAAUGCAUCAAGUUAAAAAUAUCUUGUUUAUGAGCUCUGGACCCAAGAUGAAGCAGUUGGGUCAUUAAUCAUCGGGAAUAUGUUGAAUAGGAACUUGAUUAAAGCACAGGAUGCGUUCCCCAGACAAAGUUGUUCUUUGCGGUCACCGCAGUGGAAGCUUGGGCCUCCCUGGCCGUGUUUUCAGCUGCGCCUCCUUUUGGGCCCCUGGGAGGGUCGUAGCGUCUCGCCAGACCUAAGAAAGCGCUUCGCGGGGUCUCCACCUGCGCGGCCGAGGAUUCCCAGGCAGGCACACCUCCAGCCAGCACUAGGGGGUCAGAAGGUGAGGAGACAACGGGCCUCGGCUCAAGAAGCCCCAGGGGCUGAGCCAGGUGGAAGCUGGAGACUCAAGUGCUCCCGAGGCCCCACCUGCCCACCACCGAACCUCGCCCUGGGGCGGGCCGCCACGUGGCCGGGGAGACAGCGCCGCAACUCCUCCAUGCGCAGCACUGAGCACGGGGACGGCGCGUGCCCUAAGAGACAGAGGAUCCUGGGGACCCUGGGCCCCGAGAGCCAGGCGGCAGAGUCCUCCAAGUGGGUGCUCCGGCCCCUUGGCCCUGGCUCCCUGACACCCCAGCUCCGGCCGUGGGCGCGCCCCUGAAUUGACAGUGAGGGACGAAAGCUGCGGCUUUGGGCCACGCGGAUUAUGGGAUUCGCCACGGGAUCCCGGUCCUGAAGUCAAGCUCGCCUCCCCUCUCCCCGUGCCUGCCUUCUCCCCGUGCGCUCGCACGGGUGUCCAGCUCGGUCCAGCUCGGCCCAUCUCGGGCGACCACCUGCCCAUCCGGAAAGAAAAAAUUGGCCGAAAGCAGCACGGGCCUCCCGCGCCUUAACAACCCCCGCGCUCCGGCCUGGAGAAGUAAUUUAAAAGAAAGUUUUCCAGGGCGGCUGGACCGGCUCGGUCCGCCAGGUUCCCGAGUCGCGGCCGCCUCAGUACCCCGCAGGGUCCUAGUGCCCUGCGCUGCCCGGCCCGUGGGACCUCGCAGUAUGGUACUCAGAGGCAGGCGGGCGAGAGGGGCUUCUGAAUGGCAUCUGAGGGGUCGCUUGGAGAUCAGAACUAGCAGUCGCCGAGUCUCCGCUCUCCGGGUCUCUCUCCUCGGCGGUGUGCGCCGGGUGGCGGGUCGGAAGCUGUCCCCGCCGCUCCGCGCUCUGGGACAGACACCGCGCUCUGGGACAGGCCUGGUUCUGAGGACCGAGACUCGUCCUCCACCGAUCCCCGGCGCGCCCUCUGGGUGCUCCGGGCUCUCCGGCUGUUAGCUGGAAGUGAAUGCUUUGCGGAGGCCGAUGGGGUGGGCCGCCACGAGUGCGCGAGGGAACCGCUCGUCGGCGGUGCGGCGCAGCACGGCCUCCAAGCUUCGGCUCGCGCGCUGGAGGCAGUGGGCGUUGCGCCACCGCCUCUGCGCUCCCUCACCGCUCGCGGCCCUUCCGAGAGGCGGGCGCUAAGACCCGGCAGGCUCCGCUCUGCCCUCGCCCUUGGUCAGAGAGCGGCUUGGACACCAGGGGGCGACGGCUGACCCGGUAUAAAAGCGGGGUUCGCGCGGGCCUGGCCAUUCGCGACCCGGAGCUGCGCGGGCGCGAGCGAGGAAGGGCUCCGGGUGGGCGGUGGACGCGGCGGCGCCCCGCGCAGGCUGGAGGCCGCCGAGGCUCGCCAUGCCGGGAGCACUCUAGCUGUCCCAUGGAGUCGGCCGACUUCUACGAGGCGGAGCCGCGGCCCCCGAUGAGCAGCCACCUCCAGAGCCCCCCGCACGCGCCCAGCAGCGCCGCCUUCGGCUUUUCCCGGGGCGCAGGCCCCGCGCACCCCCCUGCCCCACCUGCCGCCCCGGAGCCGCUGGGCGGCAUCUGCGAACACGAGACGUCCAUCGACAUCAGCGCCUACAUCGACCCGGCCGCCUUCAACGACGAGUUCCUGGCCGACCUGUUCCAGCACAGCCGGCAGCAGGAGAAGGCCAAGGCGGCCGCGGGCCCCGCAGGAGCAGGCGGUGACUUUGACUAUCCGGGCGCCCCGGCGGGCCCGGGCGGCGCCGUCAUGUCCGGGGGGGCGCACGGGCCCCAGCCCGGCUACGGCUGCGCGACGGGCGGCUACCUGGACGGCAGGCUGGAGCCCCUGUACGAGCGCGUCGCGGCGCCCGCGCUGCGGCCGCUGGUGAUCAAGCAGGAGCCCCGCGAAGAGGACGAGGCGAAGCAGCUGGCGCUGGCCGGCCUCUUCCCUUACCAGGCGCCGCCGCCGCCGCCGCCGCCUCACGCGCACCCGCCGCCCGCUCACCUGGCCGCGCCGCACCUGCAGUUCCAGAUCGCGCACUGCGGGCAGACCACCAUGCACCUGCAGCCCGGCCACCCCACGCCGCCGCCCACGCCCGUGCCCAGCCCGCACUCGGCGCCCGCGCUCGGCGCCGCCGGCCUGCCAGGCCCGGGCGUCGCGCUCAAGGGGCUGGCGUCCGCGCACCCUGACCUCCGCACAGGCGCGGGGAAGGGCAAGAAGUCGGUGGACAAGAACAGCAACGAGUACCGGGUGAGGCGCGAGCGCAACAACAUCGCGGUGCGAAAGAGCCGUGACAAGGCGAAGCAGCGCAACGUGGAGACGCAGCAGAAGGUGCUGGAGCUGACCAGUGACAAUGACCGCCUGCGCAAGCGGGUGGAACAGCUGAGCCGCGAACUGGACACCCUGCGGGACAUCUUCCGCCAAUUGCCGGAGAGCUCCUUGGUCAAGGCCAUGAGCAACUGCGCGUGAAGCGCGCGGCAGCAGAUCGCCCUGGGCCGGCCCUUGCCGGGACCCGGGGAGUGGUUUCGGGUCGCCGGAUCUCAAGGCCUCCCGGGCCCUGCGAGCCACGACUAAGACAUUCCGGUGCCUCCUGAAAGCCUGGCCUGCUCCGAGUGUCCCUUCCCUUUCUCUGGCCGGACUUGGUGCGUUUAAAAUGAGGGAAUGAGAUGGUGGUUUCUCCCUGGGACAGGGGAGAAUUCUUGGGGCCGAGCUGGGAGCCCAGCGACUCUAGUAUUAAGGAAUAACCUUGUGCCUUGGAAAUGCAAACUCGCUCUGAUUCCUACCAAGUAGGGGGAGCAAACACGUGCCUUGAUAUUUUAUUUGGAGGGUUCCUGCCUCCUCUGAGGCUGCAGGAAGUCCCCAGGAGAGAAGGCAGGGUGCAGGCCCAUCAGGAAGCUGAGAUCCUAACCAUCUAGCCUUACCGCUCCUCCGUGCUGUGCUGUCCAUAGAGGGGAGGAGGCUUCGAACAUAAGGUUUUAUCCUAGUUCUAAGCCGGAGGUGGCGGGCCGAGAUUCCUUGCCUCUCUCACCUCCACCUACCCCAUGUCAGGCUACAACUUGUGGGGCUGCUUGGGUUAGCACUCACCAGGGGGCUAGCAGGAGACCCCCAACCCCAGUCCCACUAGAAAGCUAGGUCCUGAGUUGGCCCUAAGGACUGGUGUUCUAGGGGGGUGGUGACCUGGUGGAGAAGAGAUGUGGUCUUGGGGUGGGAGGGUAGAGGGAUACUGGGACUGUCGGCCUUGUCUGUACUGUAUGUCACCAGCAUUGCCGAACGAACAUGAAGCACAAUCAGUCCAUCCCAGAGGGACCGGAGUUAUGACAAGCUUUCCAAAUAUUUUGCUUUAUCAGCCGAUAUCAACACUUGUAUCUGGCCUCUGUGUCCCAGCAGUGCCUUGUGCAAUGUGAAUGUGCACGUCUAUGCUAAACCACCAUUUUAUUUGGUUUUUGUUUUGGUUUGGUUUUGCUCAGAUACUUGCCAAAAUGAGACUCUCCAUCAGCGGCUCGGGGGAGAGACUGAGCCUCUCUUUCCUUUUGGUUUUGGGGUUGCUUUUGCCCCCCCGGGGAACCAAUGAGGUCAGAAGGGCUUCCCCUUCCCCCUAGGCUUUCCCUGUCCUGGGUUGUGGGCCUCCUGGGCCUCCACUACCUCUGGCUGGGGCUGCCCGCAGGCUUGUCCCCCAAGAGGCCCUGGCUCCGGGUCUGGAAGGAAGUGCCCUCUGGCCAGUGUGUACACAUCGCCGAGGCUAGGAGCAGGGAAGGACCACUUGGCCUCUUUGGGGGAAAGCAUAGAGUUUCGUGUUAAAUGUUUUAUGUAUUAUAUCUAUAAUAUAAACAUAUCAAAGUGAA
Molecule: messenger RNA, 4412 nt
Organism: Heterocephalus glaber (naked mole-rat)
Lineage: Eukaryota; Metazoa; Chordata; Mammalia; Rodentia; Bathyergidae
Gene: Cebpa
Product: CCAAT enhancer binding protein alpha
Biological process (GO): DNA-templated transcription; myeloid cell differentiation; regulation of transcription by RNA polymerase II
Molecular function (GO): DNA-binding transcription factor activity, RNA polymerase II-specific; RNA polymerase II cis-regulatory region sequence-specific DNA binding
Source: RefSeq, a predicted model, not a curated record